Molecule: messenger RNA, 999 nt
Organism: Dreissena polymorpha
Lineage: Eukaryota; Metazoa; Mollusca; Bivalvia; Myida; Dreissenidae
Exons: 4
Coding region: 100-780 (226 amino acids)
Biological process (GO): fatty acid beta-oxidation
Cellular component (GO): peroxisome
Molecular function (GO): enoyl-CoA hydratase activity; delta(3)-delta(2)-enoyl-CoA isomerase activity
Source: RefSeq, a predicted model, not a curated record
UUUGCAACCUCUGUGUUAGGGCAGUUAACUCACUCAAGCGAUCGAGGUUAAAAUUUAGCACGAUCUCAAUUUUGACAAUGUAAAUAAAAACUUUCAAAAAUGGCUGGGACACUAACACUUAACUUUUCUGAUGACGGGUUUGCAACGAUUCAGAUGGUAAAUGGGGAAAAUAGAUUCCAGACACCGGUGAUAGAUGAAUGGAAUAGAACUCUGGACUCAGUGCUUCAGAACCAAUCCGUGCGAGGUCUUCUAAUCACGGGCUCGGGUAAGUUCUUCUCGAACGGUAUCGACCUGCAGUGGCUCGGACAACAGCAAGCGGAGGCCACUGGCCAGUUCAUGUCAAAAUUGCAGGAUCUAAUGAGACGUAUCCUCGUGUUUCCUGUGCCCACCGCCGCUCUCAUCAAUGGACAUGCGUUUGGAGGCGGAGCUUUCUUGGCUCUGGCUUGCGACUUCCGGAUUAUGCGGCCUGACAGGGGAUGGCUGAACUGGCCCGAAACGGCGAUUGGAUUGCGCUUCGGGGAGCCCCUAUUGCAGCUGGCUAGAACAAAAAUACCUGCAGGUAAGGUCCAGAGAGAAGCGUUGUUAUUUGCUAAACGUUUGUCUGGACCUGAGGCUAAGGACCUUGACCUUGUUGAUCACGUGGUAGAGGAUUCCAAGAUGGCGGACGUUGCUAAGGAGAUGAUUAAUAAGUGUCUAGGAAAGAACGGUCUUGGUCGGGAUAUUGUUCGUGUAAUGAAAAAGGACAUUUAUGGAAAAGAACUUGACUUGUCAAAAUUGUAGAUGUGUGUGUAAUGAUGAUAAACAAUAAAAAUAUUGCUGUUUCACUUGUGAAAAAUACUCCGACACUACGUUGUGUCUAAUGUAAACUGGUAAAACUGAAUUAAAAAGCAGUUCGUGGACCGUUGACUAAUGAUAUUCAUCGACUGUGUCACUCUUCAUAUAUGGGCUAUAUGUCUAACAAAGUCAUACUUUUAUUUGUAUUAACAAUACGCUAAGAUA